Molecule: messenger RNA, 1401 nt
Organism: Drosophila willistoni
Lineage: Eukaryota; Metazoa; Arthropoda; Insecta; Diptera; Drosophilidae
Product: mucin-2
Exons: 1
Coding region: 16-1371 (451 amino acids)
Source: RefSeq, a predicted model, not a curated record
CAGUCGAGAGAGGUCAUGGAGAAUUCAAGGAAAAUCAAGAAGGAAUUUCCACAAAGUCUUUGUGGUUUGUUCAAGUCUCUUGCGAAUGAUCAGUUGUCCUUAGGUCUUGGUGGCGUGAAGUAUUUUUACAAAAUGUGGCUUAAAUUUAUAUGGUCAUUGGCCCUGCUGCAGUUGAUCAAUGCCAGAGUGGCACCAAUACCCAAAUUCUAUGGCCAGGAUAGUGCAAUUAUAGUAGAUACGGAUAGAAAGUUGCCAAUGCGUAUGGAUACAAAGCUACAGAAUGCUCUAUACUAUAAUAUUCCAGUCUACAAAUUGAUCAAGCCAGUGAUUGGACCAACGACCACGACGACAACGACAACCACGAAGGCUCCAGUGGUCUCUGUUUUGGAGUAUCCCAGUGAUUUGCUUUAUAUUGCCCGCCAUAAGUUGGGCAUGAAGGAAUUGCCCAGUCUCAGUGAUUUGGGUGAAAUGCUGGGAACUUCUAGUGCCCAAGAAACUAUUGAUUAUAUACGUUCGCUGACUUCCAAUGAGCAGGGCAUUGCCCUGAUGAAGCAGUAUUUGGAAUCGUUGGAUUAUAGCGAGGCAGAGGAAGCAAGAAAUGAUACAAAUGAUGACGGGGAUGAUGAUGAUGAUGCAGCAGAUGAUGAUGGCAAUAACAUGGACAAUGCUGAUAUAGAAGCUGAUUAUGAUGAGGAUCAACCCAAAAUGGAGAUUAAGAGCAGCAGCAGCAGUAGCACCACUACCACAACGACUACUACGACAACAACAGCUGCUCCAUCAGUUAGCCAUGUGGAAGGCAGUCUAAUGCAACGUUUUGGUGACUUUAUGAAGCAUUAUAAUCUCUGGUCAGAGACUACCACACCUGCUCCUACCACACAGAAGCCCUCGCCGCCGCCCGCUGUGGCAUUUAAGCCAGUGUUUUUGGCUCCUCAUCCUCGCAUGCGUCCUAUGCUGGUGCGACAGCCUCUACCCUAUCAUUAUCCCAUACCACUGCGUCCGGCAAAGAUACCCACUACGACAUCCACCAUCCCAACAACAACUACAUCGACCACAACUCCCAGACCCAGCGCAUCACCUCAUUUAAACACACCCAAGCAUGUGGAGCGUGAGAUUUCCGAGAUUCCUGCAAUGCAGUUUCCCCCACAUGUACGCCAGUUGGCACAAUUGGCCAAUAUCUCGCCUCUGGUGCUAGAUCGCUUCCUGCAGCAGCAACCCAAGCUGGCGGAAUUGGCAAAACGUGUCAGCAAUCUGCCCUUCAGUGAGGAGCAUAGUCGUACCAUUGAUUCCCAAGUUUUUGUGGCCGUCAAAAGAGCCCUGGCCCAGAACGAUGAUCUAAAGCGUUUGCUUAGUGCCGCUCAGACUUUAAAUUAGUUUUAAUUUAGCAAUAAAUGAAAUUUUCUU